Hypomesus transpacificus is the source of this 1489-nucleotide messenger RNA. RefSeq lists its product as uncharacterized. Bases 126 to 1181 code for a protein of 351 amino acids. The transcript is spliced from 8 exons. Gene Ontology annotation, cellular component: tRNA-splicing ligase complex. The record is from RefSeq and is a predicted model, not a curated record. Lineage: Eukaryota; Metazoa; Chordata; Actinopteri; Osmeriformes; Osmeridae.
AUGUUGCCUGUGGAGUAGGCUACUUCCGUAUUCAUUUUGUAAACAUUGCAGGUUGCGGAAGACGAACAAGCAUUUAUAUUGUGAAUAUUCAGACUGGUAUAAACUAGCGUCCUUUCUUGUGAUUCAUGGAGAGGGGGAUAAUGACCGUACACGCGAUAAAAUCGCUUGGGUACUCGGGAAGUGCGUGUGUCACACAAUGUAGAUGUGAAGAACUCCCCUGCCCACUCCUCACCUGGUUGGCGUCAAACCUAAAGAUGUUAUGUCCAGAAUUACAAGACAGAAAAAUUAGUGUUGUACUAGUGGGAGAGCUGCGGACUGUGUUAACAUGCCUGCAUUGUCCUCUCACCUAUGUGACUGAAGAUACACUAAACCCUUUUUUCCUGAACAAAGUCAUUGAUUUCUUAGUGUCAGAAUUACUCGCAGCAAGGAUACUGAAAUAUAAUGAAACGCAACCAGAUGAUGGGAGGACUGUGGCUGAGGCAGAGACGGAGCAGAGGGUGGCAGAUCACCGUGUUGAAGAAACAGCGAAGUGGUGUCAACAGUUAAAGGAAGGUGAAGGUGAAGGGACUGAUGACGGGAUGAAAAGUGAAGAAAGAGAGGAGCUGGCGUCAUUGUUCCAAAACCUCGACUUGGAUCCCUCUUCUCAUGUAACAGACGCCUGCCAUCAGGUGGAAGUGAGGCUGGCUCUGCUACCAGAGGGGAGCAUGGAGCCACUUCUGAACACCAGUCUGACCUCAGACCAGUGGAGACAAGUGGAGAAGAUAAAUCGAGCUCUCUUGGAGGACUACGAAUGUCGACGGCAGAUGAUGAUCAAACGUUUUCAAGUCACACUUCAGUCUUUCGCCUGGGGAGAAAAAGAACAGGAACGCAGUAAUGCUCUUGCUUCAGUGCCUCCUCUCUCCUCCAUGUCCCUCUCCUCCCAUGUGUCCCUGCCACUCCUGCUCGCGGCUCGGAAAGAUCAGUCUUGGAUUCGUCCAGUGAGAGCUGGGCUUAGCACUGCAAUCCACAAGGUCCUGAUGGGCAGCGUUCCUGACAGGGGAGGCCGGCCAGGGGAGAUCGAGCCCCCCAUGCCCUCUUGGGAAGGGAGGAGAGAGAGGGGAAAGGGCUCUGGGCGCGGAGGUCGAAAUCAGCAACACCGAAACUUCUCUGGAAAGAAGGGGAAAAAGAGAGACGCAGAGUAACUGUUGUGGUCUUGUCAAUCUGGGUUUUUGUGAUUAAGGUUUGCGUGAGAUACAGGAACAGAAGCUGACUGACAUCCACCUGUUUGCACUUAUUUUUCAUUUAGAGGGAAAUUUUGUUUCAUAAUUUCAUGAACAAAUGUAUACAUUUCUUAUUUGCACAAGUGGAACAUUAAUUGUAGCAAUGCAAAUAAUUUGUUGCUGCUAGUAUAUGAUAUCUGUUAGUAGAUAUUCGGAAUUGUUAUGAUUGCUCAUGGGUUUUGAGUGUGCCAAUACACUUCUUUCGUGAAUAAAACCAUUCUUUAAUGCUU